Molecule: messenger RNA, 1557 nt
Organism: Exophiala bonariae
Lineage: Eukaryota; Fungi; Ascomycota; Eurotiomycetes; Chaetothyriales; Herpotrichiellaceae
Exons: 1
Coding region: 1-1557 (518 amino acids)
Biological process (GO): carbohydrate transport; transmembrane transport
Cellular component (GO): membrane
Molecular function (GO): carbohydrate:proton symporter activity
Source: RefSeq, a predicted model, not a curated record
AUGUCAAAUCCCGCUGAAACCCCCUCUCAGGGGCUCGAACAUACUCUUGGGCGCCAAUUUCGCUGGUAUAACAUCGUCAUGAUAUUUGCAAUGAGUAUGGGUUCGAUCCUCAUUGGUUAUGCGAAUUCUGUGAUUGGAACCGCACUCGCGCAGCCAUCUUUCAUCCUAUCGAUGGGUUUGGAUCAUAAAAGCAACGCAAAGGAACUCAUUGGCAUGACAAAUUCUUUAUUUCAGACCGGAGGAGUCAUCGGAUGUCUUUUGACACCCACAAUUUGCGACCACUGGGGUCGACGUUUAGGUAUUGCAGCUCCAACUCUUCUUGCGAUCAUCGCCUCUGCAUGUCUCGCUGGGAGUACGAAUAUCGAAAUGUUUAUCGCUUUCCGCUUCAUCUGCGGUGUAGCUGUCUUUUCUAUCAAUUCAGCGAUCCCAGUAUGGAUGACGGAGGUUGCUCCUCCAAGCAAGAGGGGAACAUUCGUCGAUAUCCACAACUUUUCGAUCAUGAUCGGUUACGCAGCAGCAACUUGGACGGGAAUCGGAUUCUAUCACGUCAAUACUUCCAACAACACUCAGUGGAGAGCACAAUUUGCUUUUAAUUGUCUCCCUGGUCUCCUUCUCUUGAUAUUCCUGAUUUGGAUUCCUGAAUCACCAAGAUGGCUUACAAUUCGGGGUCAUGUAGACGAGGCGCAGAAGGUCCUGCAAAGACUACACACACCUGCUGAAGCAAGUGUAGAGCUUAUUCAAAUUCAACAGCAAAUGGAGGUUGAACGAGAACUACGCAACUCAUACUGGGCGAUCGUUACCACGCCAUCAUAUCGCAAACGAGCUCUCAUGGCAGCGGGAACAACGCUUUCUGUACAGAUGGCAGCUCCACUCGUGAUGAACAAUUAUGGCCCGACUUUAUACGCAACCCUUGGGUUUGACACGAAUCAACAACUGCUCUACGCCGGUGGUUGGAUCUUGACCGCUAUGGGAGGAGCAUUAGGACUAUUCCUCUAUGCAGAUAAAGUCCCCCGUCCAGUACUAUUGUCUGGAGGACUCUUAAUUUGCGAGGUCUGCUUUUCCAUCGAAGCGGCUCUUAUUGCCAAAUACGCCACCACGGCGGAAUCGCUAGCAAAUCCCAAUGCUUCAGCAUUAAAGGCUGCUGUUGCUGUGAUUUAUGUCUAUAUUCUGCUAUUCGAGCUAUCGCUUGGUGGAACACAGUUCGUAUACUGCUCAGAAAUUUUUCCAACCCACCUUCGAACCAAGGGAAUGGCUAUCUCUAUUGCUGCACAGAGCGCAAUCAACAUACUAUGGUUGCAAGUGGCACCCGUCGCAUUUUCCACCAUUGGUUGGAAAUUCUUCCUUUGCUUCAUCUGCCCAGGAACGCUUGCAUCUAUCCUCAUAUACUUGGUCUUUCCAGACACCUUAGGUGUACCUCUCGAGGCAAUCAAUGAACUCUUUGGCGACACCACCGUGGCAGCAUCCUCAUGCGAUAGCCUCCGAGCAGAGGACGGUGCACCUACGGACCAGGAAAGACAUAGCAAAGAUACCGGCUAUACUCAUGUUGAAGUUCAUUGA